AUGGAUGAUUCAAAAUUCUUUUAUGAGAAAGAUCCAUAUUACAGGAAAAAAGUACUCUCGAUAAUUGGUUGCAUGCUUUGCCAGUUUAUAUUUGGACAAUGCAAUAUUUGGGGAAAUAUUCAAGUUUAUGUCUGUUCUUACUUAAGACAGUUCGAUGAUAGUAUUCAAAUCAAUCAAAUAUUCAUAGUAGCUCCAAUUCAGUCUCUUUCUCUAACAGUGGGAAACUUGAUUGGCACUAAACUUAUAAACAGAUUCAAGCCAAGAACAAUAAUGACUUUCGGGUUUUCAUUAUUUGUAGGCUCAUAGUUACUAGCUUCCUUUGCUUAAAACCUCUAUCUAUUCAUUUUAGCUUACAGCCUUAUGGGAGGAAUAGGGCUAGGCAUGAAUUUCUUCUUGCCUGUUUAUGUGGGAUGGAAAUGUUUCCCUAUGAGAAAAGGACUAAUUACUAGUAUGAUUAUGUGCUUUAAUGGUAUUGGAACAAUCACUCAGUCUAUCAUAUCAGUUUUGAUAGUUAAUCCAAAUAAUAUUAAACCUACUAUUUAAGUGGAACAGGGUGUGAUAACCUACAAUUACUUUGAUGAGGAGGUAAGUGGAAACAUUCCUCUGUUCUUCAGAAUAUUUACAGCAGCUGAAUUGGUUAUACUAGCUGUUGCUCUAACCUUCAUCUGGAUACCACCAUAUAAUUUAGAAUAGCAAGAUGAAAUCAAGAUGCCUUGGCAUGUUGAAUAGGAUAAUAAUGCCAAACUUAAGAUAGCAUUAAGUUCAAGAUAAUUUUUCCAAACAUACAUUAUGAUGUUCACUGGGGUUCUUUAUUUUUAAUACGUCUCAAUUGCAUUCAAAUCAUUAGGAGAAUUCCAUGGUCAUGAUGAUCAAUUUCUUACAUUAGCAGCAUCGCUUGGAAUGAUUUUCAAUGUAGUCGCCAGAACUGUUGGAGGUAUGAUACUAGAUAAACUAAGAUUUAAAUAUUACUUUGGAUUUAUAUUGCUAAUGUCAAUAACCCUAAGUUUUACCUUCAACUACUUUGCUUAGUACAAAUUUAUGUUUCUGAUAUUUCUUGCUGGAACAUUCUUUAUAUCUGGGUCAGUGUUUGUAUCGACACCAGUCUUUUAUGGAAAAGUAUUCGGACCUGAGAUUGGUUCCCAAGCUUAUGCAUACUUUUUUACAUCGAAUGCAAUCGCUGUACUAAGUUUUUCAUACAUUGUAAGAAACUAUUAAAGUUAGCUUGGAUAUGAAGGCCUCCUCUUAAUAACAGGUGUCGCAUCAACAAUCUCAUUCAUAGACUUAGUAUUCCUUUCAGAUUCACAAUAUAAAUUCUCGAGAUACAACCUUUUAGAUGAUGUAGCAUCCUCAGUAUAUUCCGGGCCUCACUUAAGUGAAUGCUCACAUGAAUUUGCCUCUGCUUCAUUUUUAAUAAGGAAAGAUAGUUAUGUCAAUAGAGCUUCUAACAUUCGAUCUCAUAUUUCGAUGAGCAUUUUAAAAUCUUAAUUGUCAGAUAUUUCAUUGAAAAGACAUGCUAUAAAUAUGUCUGAUAAUAGAUCUGGUUUUGGGGAUUAUAAGUAGUGA
Molecule: messenger RNA, 1563 nt
Organism: Stylonychia lemnae
Lineage: Eukaryota; Ciliophora; Spirotrichea; Sporadotrichida; Oxytrichidae
Source: the annotation of a GenBank genome assembly